Messenger RNA from Erigeron canadensis, 2834 nucleotides. Its product is annotated as receptor like protein kinase S.2-like. Gene Ontology annotation, cellular component: plasma membrane. Gene Ontology annotation, biological process: protein phosphorylation. NCBI's taxonomy places the organism in Eukaryota, Viridiplantae, Streptophyta, Magnoliopsida, Asterales, Asteraceae. Gene Ontology annotation, molecular function: protein kinase activity; ATP binding. The record is from RefSeq and is a predicted model, not a curated record. The coding region runs from base 112 to 2628 and encodes 838 amino acids. The transcript has a single exon.
UUUAUCUUAUAGUUGGUGACAACACCAAUAAAAGAGUCCCUUUUUAUAAGUUGGCCUAUUUAUUUCAUUUCAUACUUCUUAAUACUCACCACCACCACACCAUAAACCACCAUGCAUCUCCACCAUCUUUGCUUUGUCUUGCCACCAGAUAGUGAUGACAUAGUUGAUCACAAACACCACUCUAAACCACCACCAUUACCGCCGUCGUUACCAAUAUCAACGUCACGUCAGCAAAAUUCAUAUAGCAUUCAUAUCAAGAAAAAACUUCAAAAAAUUUUUAGCCAAAAAAAAGACAUUACUCUUUGUAGUUUCUGCAUCAAACCACCUGCAGCUGUGUUCCACGACACGGAUGGGGUCCAAUUUUCGAAAGAAGUGAGUGUUGGUGCUUACAGUCCCAAGACCUAUACAUACUCUGAGUUAUAUAUAGCCACCAAAGGGUUUAGCCAAGAUGAAAUACUUGGCAGUGGUGGAUUUGGAAGAGUUUUUCGAGCCGUCUUGCCUAGUGAUGGCUCUGUGGUGGCGGUUAAGUGUCUGAUGGAGACUGGUGAGAGGUUUGAGAAGAGUUUCGCAGCAGAAUUAGUGGCUGUGGCUCAUCUUAGACAUCGAAACCUUGUCCCUCUCCGUGGAUGGUGUGUUCAUAAUGAUCAGCUACUGCUUGUUUAUGAUUAUAUGCCGAAUCGCAGCCUUGACAGGCUGCUAUUCAAAAGGGUCGAAAAUAACUCAGAUCAUACACUUGGUUGGGAAAAAAGAGUGAAAAUAGUGAAGGGUCUUGCAGCCGCACUGUUUUAUCUCCAUGAACAAUUAGAGGCUCAGAUUAUACAUCGUGAUGUGAAAACGAGUAACGUAAUGCUGGAUUCUCAUUAUAACGCGAGGCUUGGUGAUUUCGGGAUGGCUAGGUGGUUAGAACACGAGCUUGGUUACCAAACGAGAACAGAGUCGUUGGGUAACCAUCCGUUACGGUUAGCAGACACAACACGAAUUGGUGGCACGAUUGGGUAUUUACCACCAGAAAGCUUCCAAAAACGAGCAGUGGCUACUGCCAAAUCUGAUGUGUUCAGUUUUGGCAUUGUUUUGUUGGAGAUUGCUACUGGGAGAAGAUCAGUUGAUCUUACACUUCCUGAUGAUCAGAUCAUUCUUGUUGAUAGGAUCAGAAGUUUAUCUGAUAACAAAAUGAUUCUGCAAGCAGUAGACAGCCGGUUACAUGAUGGGUCUUAUAAAGUUCACGAAAUGGAGCAUUUGAUUAAUCUCGGGCUGUUGUGCACACUACAUGACCCGAAAUGUCGACCCAAUAUGAGAUGGAUCAUAGAAUGCUUAUCAGGUGGUUCUUAUGCCAAAAUUCCUAAGCUUCCUUCUUUCAAAUCCCAUCCUAGGUAUAUAUCUGUAUCGCGUAGCACAACGAGCACGACUGCGACUAUCACUACUACCGAGAGCGCGACAGCUACCACGACCACUAGUACGACCCCUUUUGCAAAUGCUUCAGAUAGCUCAACCGUUUUUGCUACUGCAAAUGAAGAAAGCUUGUACAUAACUGCAGAACAGGACCUUGAACCGAGUAGCGGCAGUCAUAGCAUGAUUUGCAGUACACAACCGAGCCACCGCCAGUUUAGCACAUCCCCGAUGGUCGAACCACCUAGGGAGAUAACUUAUAAGGAAAUCAUUUCAGCCACGGAAAACUUCUCUGACUCUAACCGGUUAUCAGAGGUUGAUUUUGGGACAGCUUACUAUGGUGUUAUUGACAACCAUGACAUCAUUGUAAAAAGGCUUGGGAUGAAAACGUGCCCGGCCCUACGGGUCAGGUUUGCAAACGAGCUAUCGAAUCUGGGAAGACUUCGACAUAGGAACCUCAUACAGCUUCGCGGGUGGUGUACCGAACAAGGGGAAAUGCUCGUGGUGUAUGACUACUCGGCUAAUCGUCUCUUGGGUCAACUCCUUUCCCAUCACAGCCACAAAAGAUCACCUGUUCUUCAAUGGAACCAUCGGUACAACAUUGUGAAAUCAUUGGCGUGUGCUAUCAGGUACCUUCAUGAAGAAUGGGAGGAGCAAGUUAUCCACAGAAAUAUCACAUCAUCCGCAAUAUAUAUCGAUGCAGACAUGAACCCUAGGCUUGGUUCCUUUGCAUUAGCAGAGUUUUUAACAAGAAACGAGCACGGGCAUCAUAUUGUAGUUGACAAAAAAGCUUGUGUACGCGGGAUUUUUGGGUAUAUGGCACCAGAAUAUAUGGAAUUAGGGGAAGCUACACCAAUGGCAGACGUCUACAGUUUCGGUGUGGUGGUGCUUGAGGUGGUGAGUGGACGGACUGCAGUAGAUUUUAGGAUGCCCGAGGUGUUGUUAGUAAAAAGAUUUCAUGAAUUUGAGGCCCGAGAGGGAAGUUAUGAAGUAAUGAUAGAUCCAAGACUAGAUGGAGAUUUCAACCGAAAAGAGUUAAGGAGGUUAGUGAAAUUAGCAAUGGCCUGCACACAGUCUAACCCGGACUUGAGGCCAACGAUGACAACAGUUGUUAGCAUACUUGAUGGCCACGAUAGAUGUUUUAUAGAUGAAGGGCAAAAGGAGACUAUAGAUGAAUGGAAAGAAAAUAAUGCAUUAUCUCUGUCACUGAUUUGGCGGAUUCAAGCAUUAGGAAUACAAUGAAAAUGGAUAUGCAGAACAGCAUUUACAUGGAGAGAUCAAUACUCAACAAAUUUUCAGUUUCUAGUACUACUUAUCUUAUGUGUAAACUUUCAUCAUCUUAUAUAUUGUGUAUAUAUCAACGUAUGCAGAUUGACGUUAGAUUGUCACCUCGGACCUACAUCAUCUGCUGCUGAAGUUUUAUUGAUCAUAUGGUUGGCUCUUAAAAA